Molecule: messenger RNA, 919 nt
Organism: Penaeus monodon (black tiger shrimp)
Lineage: Eukaryota; Metazoa; Arthropoda; Malacostraca; Decapoda; Penaeidae
Product: Krueppel-like factor 16
Exons: 4
Coding region: 1-801 (266 amino acids)
Biological process (GO): regulation of transcription by RNA polymerase II
Molecular function (GO): DNA-binding transcription factor activity, RNA polymerase II-specific; RNA polymerase II cis-regulatory region sequence-specific DNA binding
Source: RefSeq, a predicted model, not a curated record
AUGAACAUUCCUUUUUAUGAGCGGCCUUACCACAUCAUGCUUGAAGAAGCGCCUGUUCAGCUCUCUACGAAGACCAACCCAGGGGCUGUCUGUUGUAGAUACACAGUUAAUAGCCAAAGUCGAAGAGGGUGGGAUUGGGGGAGGAGCCUAAAAAGUCAGUGUUUAGUUCAAGCCCAAGGUCGUGCCGCCGCCAUGAGCGCCAUGUCAGGAAAGCGCCUCUUCCGCCCUUGGCAGGACGACGCCCAGUCCCCCAAGAGGGUCCGACUCUCUCCGCCCACUGCACCGCCGACACCGCCGCCCUCAGUGUCUCCUGCGCCCUUGUGCGACGCCAUCAAAACUGAAACCACGCAGCACCUUCUGGUCCCCGCGCUGACCCUCGCCUCCUCACUCAGCACCGCGCCCCUCUCGCCGCCCUCCGACCCCCUCGCGGAGGACGCCCACAGCAGCGCCGCAGCACGUCGGCCCCGCCCCAAGAAGUUCUCGUGCAGCGAGUGCGGCUCCACCUUCAGCAACAAGGGCCAGCUGAAGGGCCACCUGCGGAUCCACACCGGGGAGAGGCCCUUCGCCUGCGACCACGAGGGCUGCGACAAGCGCUUCACCCGGAACGAGGAGCUGACCCGCCACCGCCGCAUCCACAGCGGGGCGCGCCCCUUCCCGUGCCCUCUGUGCGACAAGCGCUUCGGCCGGAAGGACCACCUCAAGAAGCACGUCCGCACGCACCAGCGACAGCCGCUGCUGCCGCCGCACCCGCUCCUGCACCACCUGCAGCAGUUCCAGCUGCAACAGUUCCAGUUGCACUAGGCGAGUGCCUCAGUUGCUGCAACCCUCGUCCGCCCGGUGAAGCGCCGCUGCUCCAGUGAUUCCUCCAGCGCAUCCUAAUAACACAAUUAUUUGCAAAUAAUAAAUUAUUUGAACUAGA